This is a messenger RNA of Trichosurus vulpecula (common brushtail), 1036 nucleotides long. It is a transcript of the gene ANKRD37, whose product is annotated as ankyrin repeat domain 37. The record is from RefSeq and is a predicted model, not a curated record. Lineage: Eukaryota; Metazoa; Chordata; Mammalia; Diprotodontia; Phalangeridae. The coding region runs from base 92 to 598 and encodes 168 amino acids. The transcript is spliced from 5 exons. Gene Ontology annotation, molecular function: protein binding.
GAGACCCGGAGGAGAGGCCCCCCAGCCGCGCUGAACGCGGAGCUCCAGGCAGAGCCACUGCUACCUUUUGCCUGCAGUAGCUCACGGGGUGAUGCUGCUGCUGGACUGCGGGGCCGAGGUUGACAGCCUGAAGCGUUUGCUGGAGCCGGGCAGCGCCGUGAACGCCCCUCGAGACGCCUGCGGUCAGUCUCCAGCACACCUGGCUGCCCAGGCCGGACAUCCCUUCUUUCUGCUCUGGCAGCUGCAGGCGGGAGCCGACCUCAAUCAACAGGAUGCUUUUGGAGAAGCCCCAAUACAUAAAGCGGCUAAAGUCGGGAGCUUGGAAUGCCUCAGUCUGCUUGUAGCUGGUGAUGCCCUACUUGACUUACGUAACAUGAAUGGGCAGACUGCAGAAGACCUGGCAUGGUCUUGUGGAUUUCUGGAAUGUGCCAAAUUUCUCACAACAGUUAAACAUAUACAGAGUAUGAAGUUAAGUGAACAAUCCAAAUGUUCAUUCAACACUGACAACUGUGGUUUGCUGCUUAAAAAUAAACGAGCUCACAGAAAUGUGGACAACUCAAAUGGGAAGAAGCAACGAUCAGAUGGUCAUUUGUGUUAAAAUGGGAAGCUGACUGAAAAGAAGUUUGGAGCAGAUCCUCAGAUUGACGAUCUCUUUCUGGGCCACAAGCUACUGGACUGAUCCAUAAAAUGUUCUCAUCUUCUUCUAAGAAGGAGUGAGAGAGAUUAAAAUUUCUUCUGAGUGAAGAUCAUUUUAAGAAUAUAUGUAUUCAUAUAGUUUUGGUAUGCUGCAUCUGGUUGUAUGUGUUUCAACUUUAUAUCUUUAAGCUAAAUACAAAUAUUUCGUUGGGGUGUUUUUUUUAAACCUCUUCUAAAGACUCCAACGAUAAUGAAGAAAAAUCAGUUUUAAUCAUUCUUCAAUUAUUGUAGCAUUGACACACUAUUGUUAACCAGAGUACCUUGCACAUAGUAUAUGCCUGAUGUUCCAACUAAACGGCUGCAUUUGAAAUUGCUACUAUAUACAUUUGCCUUCCUUAUG